AUGGCCAACAGAGGAUAUGACGUUGUCGUCGAUGUCGACACAGAAGGCGACCUGGGUCACACUGAUCUUCAAGACGACGACCUAGAAUUCCAUUCUUCGAACUUCGACACGCGGCCUUCCAACCGCAAGAUUCCGGCAGACUCAACACCAUUUCUGUCCAACAGCAGCACAAAUCCCGCCAACCUACCGAAUGACCCCUCAGCCGUCCCCUCGAAGCGCAUGCUAUGGUCCAUAUCCUUCUAUGCGCAAUUCUUCGAUGUCGACACUUCCACCGUGCUGAACCGAUGCCGCACUGCACUGAUACCCUUCCUCCCGAAUACACCCCCGUUUCUCGAUACCUUGGACGGAAAUCCUGACUUGUACGGCCCCUUUUGGAUCGCAACCACCGUCGUGGUGAUUCUAUUCCUCACUGGAACCAUCAGUCACAAGCUGGCCUCGGAGGGAAAGAAACACUUUGAGUACGACUUCGGCCUUUUAUCUGGUGCGGCAGGCUUGAUCUACGGAUACACGCUGUUCGUCCCACUAGGACUGUGGGGAGCGUUGCGUUGGUUUGGCGCGCAGUCUUUGGAACUGGUCGAAUGCUGGGCGCUCUAUGGGUAUAGCAACCUGUUCUGGAUUGCAGUCGCCCUGGUUUCAUGGUCACCCUUGAACGGUCUGAAUUAUGCUUUGGUCGGGUUAGGCUACGCCGUCAGCGUAUUCUUCCUGGUCAAAAAUCUGUUCCCCGUGAUAAGCGCAACCGAGAAGAAAAUCAGCCAGGUCCUUCUUGUGGCCGUCGUCUUGUUGCACGCUGGAUUGGCGAUCGCUAUCAAGAUCUUGUUCUUCAGUCACAAGAGCCCAGCCAAGAGUGAUUAA
Molecule: messenger RNA, 852 nt
Organism: Exophiala bonariae
Lineage: Eukaryota; Fungi; Ascomycota; Eurotiomycetes; Chaetothyriales; Herpotrichiellaceae
Exons: 3
Coding region: 1-852 (283 amino acids)
Biological process (GO): vesicle-mediated transport
Cellular component (GO): Golgi apparatus; membrane
Molecular function (GO): small GTPase binding
Source: RefSeq, a predicted model, not a curated record